Trichoplax adhaerens is the source of this 1137-nucleotide messenger RNA. RefSeq lists its product as uncharacterized. The transcript is spliced from 10 exons. The record is from RefSeq and is a predicted model, not a curated record. Lineage: Eukaryota; Metazoa; Placozoa; Uniplacotomia; Trichoplacea; Trichoplacidae. Gene Ontology annotation, molecular function: RNA polymerase II transcription regulatory region sequence-specific DNA binding; DNA-binding transcription factor activity, RNA polymerase II-specific; protein dimerization activity. The coding region runs from base 1 to 1137 and encodes 378 amino acids. Gene Ontology annotation, biological process: regulation of transcription by RNA polymerase II.
AUGAUUGCACUAUCUAGCAAAAUCAUUACUCUUCAUGUAUCUGCAAUGUUUGGCCGUCGAAAGCGAAGACACGUAAAACAUAGCAUAUUAGCUUCAACAAAUCCGUCAAAACGCCAUCGGGAUAAACUUAACUGCGAAUUAGAUAAUCUAACCAAGUUAUUACCUUGUAAUAAUGGCAAAAUUGCAAAACUGGACAAAUUGUCAAUUCUUCGGCUAUCAGUUAGUUAUCUCAGAGCGAAGACUUUGCUAAAACGUGUGAAUCAAAUUGCAGAUAUUAGCGCGGAUUCAGGAGGUGAAGGCAGUACGAGCAGUAGUUCAGAAAGUAGCUCAUGCAGCUCAUAUCAAAAUAGUACGAAUAGCUCGAGUAAAUCCUCUAGUGGUUUACCGGAAGGAGAAUUAUUGAUGGAGGUUGAUAUUAUGCAUCACAGUAUCUAUGACUAUUUGCACCAUAAAGACAGUCCAAUGUUUCAAAAUCAACUUUUAGCAGCAUGUCAACAUGCUCAAAUUCACCAUAAUAAUCAUCGCGCAAUUCAUAUUCAUGGAAAAAUAAAAAAGCUAUAUACCGAAAAUAAAUGGACGCUAUUUGCUACAUGCACUGCCAUAAUGCCUGAUUCCUUAUCGAUUGGGCUUUAUCCGAAAAACGUUAUCUUUCAAUCCAAACAUACAAUUGACUUUACUUUUCUUGAAGUAGAUGAUAUGUUAAUGAAAGUCUUAGGAUUCACUAGAAAGGAGCUGAUAGGCACUUCUGCCUAUAAAUUGAUUCAUCAAGGAGAUGUCAAUUACAUUGCUCAGAAACACGUUAAUGGUGAAGCUCGAAGUGGUACAUUUCGCUUGUUAACAAAAUCACAACAUUGGAUAUGGGUCCAUGGUACUGCAAGAUGUGUAUUCAAGAAAUCAACUUUAGAUAGUUUGAUGGUGACAUAUCGUGUUGUCAGUGAUCUAGAGGGGGAAGAGAGCCUGAAAAAAAGACCUGAAUCGUCAGAAUAUCAAAUAAAUGGUUGUGCAAUGCUUUGUUGUGAAAAGAGCAUGAGCAAUUUGUUGAAUAAACGUUACAGUAUUCCUAGCCGACAAUCAUCUAGCAAUCGCCUAGCGGGAGAGCAUGACGGAUCUCAACAAGCGAAUAUCAAGUUUAGCUAG